GCCUAGCAUCCGCACCGGCUCGCACCUCGCAUCUGCAGCAGCACCCGUCCGCUCCGCGCGCCGCAGCAGCCAUGGCCCCCACGCCCGAGGCCGCCGCGCAGGCCGCCUCGCGCACUGCCGCCCGUGCCGGCGCCCGUGCCGAGCAAAGCGCUUCGUCCUUCUCGCGCUGGGUCGAGCAGCACCGCCUGCUCGCCAUCUCGCUCGGCCUCGGCACGCUCGCCGUCGGCGGUGCGGCCGGCUACUACUUCUUCGCCGGGCCUCGCACGCGUGGCGGCGCGCCGCCGCCGGCAUCGGGCACCUCGAGCCCGCGCCUCUCCUCCGAGAAGGCGGCGGCUGGAGGGGAGAAGAAGAAGAAAAAGAAGAGCAAGGGCGGCAAGAAGAGCGCCGCCGCUGACGCCGGCUCGCUGCCGGCGCGCGAGGACGGCCCGCUGCUGGAGGAGGCUACGGAUGAGGAGCUCUUCCUGCUCUCUGAGGACGCCAUCCGUCGCAUUCCGGAGGACCGCCGCAAGGACUUGGCGCAAAAACUGAAGCUGCUCGGCAACAAGGCCUACUCGCGGCGCGAGUUUGACGCCGCGGUGGGCCACUACACAAAAGCCAUUGCGGCGGACCCGCAGGCUGUCUUCUACAGCAAUCGCGCAGCCUGCUACUCGAACCUCGGGCGGCCAGCAGAUGUGGUGCCGGACUGCGACGAGGCGCUGCGGAUGGACGCGACCUAUGUCAAGGCGCUGAACCGCCGCGCUGUGGCGCGCGAGCAGCUUGGCGGCGACGCGGCGGAGGAGGGGCCGCAGGGCGAGGAGGCACGUGCGACGCUCUUCAAGAGUCUGGUCGACUUCACCGCUGUCGGCAUCCUGGGCCAGUUCAAGGACCAAAGCGCCAUCGACGCCGUGGAGCGGGUGCUGAAGAAGAUUGCCUCGUCCAAGGCCAAGGAGAUCCUGCGGACACGGGAGCCGCGGCUGCCGUCGCCCACGUUCGUGACUGCGUACCUCGAGGCCUUCCGGUCAAAGCCGCGGCCACAAUUGCCGGCCUCGCCGUCGCGCGGUGACAACCAGCUGAUGCUGGCAUACGACGCCAUCGAGGCGCGCAACUACCCGCACGGCUUCACGUUGCUCAACGAGUCGCUCAGCAACGACGCAGCCGAGGACAAGCUGAGCAGCGAGACGCUCGAGGCCAUGGCGCUCAACAUGCGCGGCACGUUCCGCUUCGUCAUUGGCGAUGCGCCGGGCGCGCUCGAGGACCUGGAGCGCAGCACGACGCUGCUGCCCGGCUACGCGCAGACGUGGGUCAAGAAGGCCAGCGUGCACAUGGAGCUGGGCGACAAGGACGAGGCGUUCCGCGACUUUGACCGCGCCACGACGGCGGACGCGAGCGACCCGGACAUCUACUACCACCGCGGCCAGGUGCACUUUAUCCUCAGCGAGUUCGACGAGGCCAUCACGGACUACAAGAAGUCGACGGAGCUCGACAACACGUUCAUCUUCUCGCAGGUGCAGCACGCCGUGGCGCGCUACAAGAAGGGCGAGACGGAGCGCUCGAUGCACGAGUUCAAGAAGCUGCUGCGCACGUUUGAGUCGUCGUCGGAGGCGUACAACUACUUUGGCGAGCUGCUGCUGGACCAGCAGAAGUUCGAGGAGGCCGUCGAGCAGUUUGACCGCGCCAUCGAGAUCGAGGGCGGCAAGACGAACAGCCCGAGCGUGCUGCCGAUGAUCAACAAGGCCCUGGCGCUCUUCCAGUGGAAGCAGGACAUGCCCACCGCCGAGUCGCUCUGCCGCAAGGCCCUCGAGACGGACCCGGACUGCGACACGGCCGUCGCGACGCUGGCGCAGCUGAGCCUGCAGCAGGGCAAGAUCACCGAGGCCAUCGGCUACUUCCAGCAGUCGGCCAAGAUUGCACGGACGUACCAGGAGCUGGAGAACGCCAUCACCUACGAGAACGCGUCGCGGGCACAGCUCGAGUUCAUCAAGUCGUUCCCGAAGGAGGGUGCCGCACUGAGCCAGCUCGCGCAGCUGGUGUAAGGCGUGGGCUCCGUUCGGAAAGAGCAGCGCGGCGUGGGCUGGACGGGGCGUGUGUCGGCAGGACGAGGACUGGACGGCCGUGGAGAAACAACCAACCAAGACAGGGCGCGUCGAUGCCAGUGGCCCCGUCUCAUCAUCACCUGGCGACACGGGGCAUGCUUGCCGGCC
Tilletiopsis washingtonensis is the source of this 2180-nucleotide messenger RNA. RefSeq names its product putative mitochondrial precursor protein import receptor tom70. The transcript is spliced from 8 exons. Lineage: Eukaryota; Fungi; Basidiomycota; Exobasidiomycetes; Entylomatales. The record is from RefSeq and is a predicted model, not a curated record. Gene Ontology annotation, molecular function: protein binding. The coding region runs from base 72 to 2012 and encodes 646 amino acids.